AUGGAUUUACAAAAUAAGCGCGAAAUAAUUCAAGAGCCUGCGGCAGAACACCCUCCCCACGACUCUGUUGAGGGCACCGGAAUCGUGGAUCCAUCUUCCAGUCUAAGACAGCCGCAACAACUUCAGCAACGGUUUAAUCUUUGGUCAGCUGUUGCCAUGGGAGUAUGCAUUGCUGGGACUUGGGAGGGCAUAGGAUCAGUCAUACUGCAGGGAUUUAGUCUGGGAGGCGCUCCGACCGUCAUCUGGGGCUAUUUGCUCGCAGCAGUUGGCUUUACAUGUGUUGCUGCGUCCUUGGCAGAGUUAGCGAGUAUCUGGCCGACGGCUGGGGCCCAGUAUUAUUGGACAGCAAGACUGUGUUCAGAGAAGUGGCGGCUGUUGGUGAUGUACUGGGCACUUCUAACCAUUCAUCUGCUGGUGAACAUAUUCGGAGUUAAGCUCUUCAGCUUGAUAAACUUUGGAGCCGCAUUCAUACACUUAUCAUUUCUCUUCAUCACCAUGAUUGUUCUUCUCGCCACUACUGAGAACAAGAACAGCGCUCAGAGCGUCUUCGUAGAGUUUCAGAACACUUCUGGGUGGCCAACCGACGGGAUCGCUUUCUGGGUGGGCAUCAUUACGGCCUGCGCCGGAUUCGGCGGCAUCCAUUCCGUUGUCAUGUUCAGUCAGGAGACCAGAGACGCAGCAAACAACAUCCCCAGAGCACUCUUGUACUCGCUGAUUAUCAACGCACUGCUAUGCCUUCCAUGGGUGCUCGCAUUGCUCUUCUGUACCGGCAGCUUGGAUUUACUCCUGCAGUCUCCAGUGAGCUUUGUGAGCCCAAUGGCGCAAAUCUACCUGAACUCAACCCAAAACGUCUCAGUGGCAGUUUUCCUGCAGGUUAUGACCUUCACAGUCGGCGCUGGUGCGAGCAUGAACCUCGUCGGCUCAGCCGGACGUGCCAUCCACUCGGCCGCCUUGGAUGGCGCGCUGCCCCCGGUAUUGUCCAAGAUUCAUCCAAGGUGGAAUGUUCCGGUGCGGGCUCUAUUGGUGGCAUUUGUUGCCCUGUGUCUGAUCUGUCUGAUCUACAUAUGGAACACUACGGCCUUCUUCGCCUUUUUGUCAGCUUUUCUAAUCCUACAGAUGGUUUCGUAUAUCAUUCCCAUCGGGCUGUUGAUGUACCGAUCGAUCGGCGGAGAGUUUGAACUGGGGCCCUGGCAAAUAGGCCGGUUCCGUGUUAUCGUUCACACCAUGUCAGUGGUAUGGUGCGCCCUCCUCAUCAUUUUCCCGUCAUUUCCGACUACGCUGCCGGUGAAGGCGUCCAACAUGAAUUACUCGAUCGUUAUCGUUGCAGGCAUCUUCGCUUUUGCGACUGUUCUUUACUUCGCUUACGCUCGGGGCCGUUUUACAGGGCUGAAGUUGGAAACCUUGGUUGGCGUCAGGGCUGGCGAGAAAUGA
Messenger RNA from Colletotrichum siamense, 1431 nucleotides. Its product is annotated as Choline transport protein. Gene Ontology annotation, cellular component: membrane. Gene Ontology annotation, biological process: transmembrane transport; amino acid transport. Gene Ontology annotation, molecular function: transmembrane transporter activity. The record is from RefSeq and is a predicted model, not a curated record. Bases 1 to 1431 code for a protein of 476 amino acids. The transcript is spliced from 6 exons. NCBI's taxonomy places the organism in Eukaryota, Fungi, Ascomycota, Sordariomycetes, Glomerellales, Glomerellaceae.